Messenger RNA from Andrographis paniculata, 1276 nucleotides. Its product is annotated as S-type anion channel SLAH4-like. Gene Ontology annotation, biological process: intracellular monoatomic ion homeostasis; transmembrane transport. Gene Ontology annotation, molecular function: voltage-gated monoatomic anion channel activity. Gene Ontology annotation, cellular component: membrane. The record is from RefSeq and is a predicted model, not a curated record. The coding region runs from base 99 to 1250 and encodes 383 amino acids. Lineage: Eukaryota; Viridiplantae; Streptophyta; Magnoliopsida; Lamiales; Acanthaceae. The transcript is spliced from 2 exons.
UCUUACUCUCAACUAUAUAUACAACAAAACAUAAAACACACACAAUUAACCAAAGGAGUGAAUUCCGAAUUCCCCGAAUUUCAAAUCUUCAAGAACCAAUGGAGACCCAAAAAAUGUCUGAACCAAACACGAAUGAUCCAAUGAAGAAAACAGUAAUUACCUUGAGAGAAAUUUGCAGGUUGGAUUCGAUGGGUGCGAUCCUGACCAGAAUUCACGCUGGUUGCUUCGGAAUCUCCCUCUCUCUCGGCUACCAAGCUUUGCUUUGGAAAGUUCUGCUCAGGCCCCAGAAGAAUUCCAGAAUUCCAUUUUCAGUCCCUGAGAUUUUCUCCACUACUUUUCUGACCGUCGUGUGGUCGUUCUCUGUUCUGGUCCUCGUGCUCCUGUCCCUUCUCUACGCCCUCAAGUGCCUCCUCAGGUUCCAGACGAUAAAGGCGGAGUUUAUGCACCACGUCGGUGUAAAUUACCUUUUUGCCCCCUGGAUCUCCUGGCUCCUGGUCCUGGAGUCCGCGCCCUUCGUCACGCCUCGCAACGCGUCCUUCGUGGUCCUGUGGUGGAUCUUCGCAAUCCCCGUCGUCAUCCUCGAUGUGAAGAUCUACGGCCAGUGGUUCACCAAGGGGAAGCGCGUCCUCACCGCCGUCGCCAAUCCGACCAGCCAGCUCUCCGUCAUCGGAAACCUCGUCGGCUCCCGCGCCGCCGCGAAGAUGGCGUGGACCGAGGUCUCCAUCUUCCUUUUCUCCCUCGGUAUGGUGCAUUACCUCGUCCUCUUCGUCACGCUCUACCAGCGCAUCCCCUACGGCGCCGGCCCCCUCCCGGCGAUGCUCCGCCCUGUGUUCUCCCUCUUCUUCGCCGUCCCCAGCCUCGCCAGCCUCGCCUGGUACUCCAUCACCGGUAGCUUCGACACGGCGGCGAAGAUGCUCUUCUACCUCUCGCUCUUCAUCUUCCUCUCUCUGAUAUGCAGGCCGUUAUUAUUUAAAAAAUCAAUGAAGAGGUUCAGCGUAGCAUGGUGGGCGUACUCGUACCCGAUCACAAUGCUGGCGUUGGCGUCCACGCGCUACCAGCAGCAAGUCCCCGGCCGAUUCCCGCGCGUGGUGAGCCUUCUGCUGUCCGCCUUGUCCGUUAUCGUACUGUUCGCUCUCCUGCUUUUCUCUGCGAUGAGACCUAAAUCGCUAUUACCUAAUCACGAUUCUCUUCACGCUGCUCUGCCCACACAUCGUUCUUCAAACACGACUAUUCCUUCAGCAACGCCAUGAUUAUUUAUUUAUUUAUUUCGCACAAA